Rhodotorula toruloides NP11 is the source of this 1575-nucleotide messenger RNA. Its product is annotated as phenylalanyl-tRNA synthetase alpha chain. Gene Ontology annotation, biological process: phenylalanyl-tRNA aminoacylation. Lineage: Eukaryota; Fungi; Basidiomycota; Microbotryomycetes; Sporidiobolales; Sporidiobolaceae. The transcript is spliced from 10 exons. The record is from RefSeq and is a predicted model, not a curated record. Gene Ontology annotation, cellular component: cytoplasm; phenylalanine-tRNA ligase complex; cytosol. The coding region runs from base 1 to 1575 and encodes 524 amino acids. Gene Ontology annotation, molecular function: ATP binding; phenylalanine-tRNA ligase activity; tRNA binding.
AUGAGCGUCCUUCCGCCUGCCGAAACGCUUCAGUCGGUGGUCUUGCACACGCUCGACCAGCGCGGCACCAUCCCCGACACCCGCUCGCUCGCCCUCGCCCUCCCCGCCGGUGUCGACACUUCGGCACAGCUUCCUCAGCUCGACGCACCCGAGGCCGCUGUCGUGGGCCCCAGCGUGGACAACCAGAAUGCCUUGAAGGCAGUGCUCGACUCGCUGGCUGCCCGUGAGAUGGUCACUUUCCGCCAGGUCAACGUCGACCAGCACGUCCUGACCUCCGAAGGCAGUCAAAUCGCCCAGUCCGGCUCUCACGAGUAUCGCGUCUGGUCCGCCUUGCCGCCUCCCGCUUCCGAGACUGGCUUGACGGCCAAGGAGAUUGAGGCAAAAGUUGGAAAGGACACGGCAAAGGUUGGGCAGGGAAAGGCGAUGAAGAACAAGUGGGUUGUCAAGAAGGGCGAUGGGUUCCUCCAGGCGGUCGCAUCGGUAGACGACGUGACGCAGAAGGACUUGCUGGCGAUUCAGAGCAGCGGCGCACACUCGGACGAGAAGCUGUUGGCGGAGUUGCGGAAGCGCAAGCUGAUUGAGAAGAAGAAGACGUUCUACUACUCUGUCGAGAAGGGGCCGAACUUCGCGACAACAGUCGCCAAGCUGGAGACGGACUUGACGGUGGAGUUGCUGAGCUCUGGAGCAUGGGAGCAGGCGAGCUUCAAGAAGUACAACUUCGAGGCGGAGGGUGCACCAACGUUUGGCGGCGCGCUGCAUCCGCUUAUGAAGGUCCGCGAGGAGUUCCGCAACAUCUUCUUCGAGAUGGGCUUCACCGAGAUGCCCACAAACCGUUUCGUCGAGUCGUCGUUCUGGAAUUUCGACACCCUCUACGUCCCUCAGCAGCACCCUGCACGAGAAAUGCAGGACACCUUCUACGUCAAGGACCCCGUCGAGUCGACCGGUUUCCCCGGAGACUACUACGAGCGUGUCAAGCGGGUGCACGAGGUCGGAGAUUACGGCUCGACCGGCUACCGCUACCCGUUCUCGAAGGAGGAGACGUCGCGCCUCGUCCUUCGCACGCACACCACUUCCGUCUCUUCCGCCCAGCUCUAUCAGCUCGCCAACCAGCCUGGAGGCUUCAAGCCCGCCAAGAUGUUCUCGAUCGACCGCGUUUUCCGUAACGAGGCUGUCGACAUGACCCACUUGGCCGAGUUCCACCAGGUCGAGGGCGUUGUCGCCGACUACAACCUCACCUUGGCGGACCUCAUCGGCUUCAUGGAGGUCUUCUUCUCGAAGAUGGGCGUCAAGAACCUUCGCUUCAAGCCGGCGUACAAUCCCUACACGGAGCCGUCCCUCGAGAUCUUCUCUUGGCACGAGGGACUCGGCAAGUGGGUCGAGAUCGGAAACUCGGGCAUGUUCCGGCCGGAGAUGCUCGAAACGAUGGGCUUGCCGGCGGACGUGCGGGUGCUCGGAUUUGGCCUGAGUUUGGAGCGACCUACCAUGAUUCGCUACGGUAUCUCCAACAUCCGCGACUUGCUCGGCCACAAGGUGCCUCUGGAGAUGAUCGAGAAGUCGGCGGCCGUGCGUUUCUAG